Saccoglossus kowalevskii is the source of this 3576-nucleotide messenger RNA. RefSeq names its product VWFA and cache domain-containing protein 1-like. Gene Ontology annotation, cellular component: voltage-gated calcium channel complex. The record is from RefSeq and is a predicted model, not a curated record. NCBI's taxonomy places the organism in Eukaryota, Metazoa, Hemichordata, Enteropneusta, Harrimaniidae. Gene Ontology annotation, molecular function: voltage-gated calcium channel activity.
AUGGCGGAAAACAAAUUGACUGUUUUAAGUGUCUUGAUUACGGUGAUAAACCUCGCUCAAGCGUCGGCGUUGCUAGACGUUACUAAACUCAGCGAAGAACUGGCGAAAGUGGCAGACAACAAUUUAGGUGUCACAGUUAUACAGGAACAAUUCAACUCACUGGCUUUUGAAAAUAUACCAUUGGAUAACGCGCAAUUAAUAGAACAGUUACUACUGUCUGUGAGUGCCAAAUUUCAAUCUGGCAUACUCGCAGUUGAAAAUCUUCGUGAAGCUGUCCAAGACUCUUUGGCUUCUUCGAGUCAAGGAACGUUCACCGAGUGUUGCCAACUGGACCCCGACCAACUGGAAUACAGAACGCGAUUCAGAAAGCGUAUCGAUGAAGACAUCGCUUGUGAGAGGCUCUCUUCUGCUCGGGUAUCCAAUCCUAAACGAUUAAACGAUGGCGUCAUCGAUGUUAUGAAAUCUAAUUACCAAAACCCAGCUCACAAAGGCAUUCAAUGGCAGUUUUACGGCAGCGAAGAGGGAGUUUUUACGAUCUAUCCAGCCAACUCGCGGAGUGACUGUAAUGACUAUGAUGCUAGAUACAGACCUUGGUACGUGGAAACGGCAACAUCGGAUCCAAAGAACGUCGUAAUUCUCAUCGAUAACAGUGGUUCUAUGAGCCAUAGCCUCAGUGACGGCCGUACUUUUAUGGAAACUGCCAAGGAAGCGGCGAAUACGGUGUUAGAUACCAUGAAUCCGAAUGACAAGGUUUCUGUCAUUGCAUUUUCAACAGAGCUGAGGCGACCUGGCGAAGAUAGUGGCAGUUUAAGUUGUUUCAAAGAUCAGUUAGCCGAAGCAACUCCGCCUAAUAUUGAUUACUUGAAAAGUUUUGUGCACUCGAUUCCCACUGAAGAUAAUACAAACUACAUAGGUGCAUUGAAUGCGGCAUUCGAUUUACUAAAAGGCUCGAUGUCGACUGAUGAAAACAGAAAGCAAGUGAUACUAUUUCUCACCGAUGGCCAACCCACUGACAACGUCGGUGAUGAUGACGAGAGGAGGAGACGGAUAAUGCAGACAAUUAUUGAUAGGAAUAAUGACACCGUGAUGAAUAAUAAGGUCAUCAUUUUUACAUAUGGACUCGGUGGAGAAGUCGAUGCGGGUCUUCUCAAAGCAAUGGCGUUGCAAGACGGCAGUACGUAUGGAGUUGGCUCCUCCGGCGGCGACAUUGAGGCUGGAAAGUCAGUUAUUGUAUCGAAUCCGGAUAACUUACGCAUCGUGAUGGCAUCAUACUAUGAUCAGUUCUCGUCGACAUCAGCGAGGAUUAAACCAAUCUUCUCCGUACCCUAUCAAGCAGCUUCGGGAAACGGACUUAUGACCACCGUCGCUUUACCAGUUAUAUACAAUGGCGGGCUGGAAGGUGUGGUCGGUGUAGAUAUCACCUUACAAGAUAUCUUCGAUGAAAUAUCAUACUUCCACCAGGGACAGCUAUCCUAUGCUUUUAUAUUUGAAUCCAGUUCCAACGCUGCAGGCCGUACUUUAAUCCACCCAUUGUUACCGGCCCCAAUCAACGUAGAAGAAGACCCUGUUUUUGUACAUAUCACGUCUUUGGAGCGUGCUUCCCAAUUUAAGGCAAUGAUAGAGGAUGCUGAGAUUGAAGGAGAUAGUUUUAAAAGGGAGGCUAAUUUUUCUUCUACAAGAUCAAUACCGAGGGGUAAUUCUGCCACAGAGGGCGUGCGCACACAGGGCGUCCUAUCCACGUAUACAUGUGAGGCGAUCGGUGGUGGCACUCCGUAUGUGCUCUGUUUAGUCGUAGCUGACAGUGAUAUACAAACCGAAUUAAAUGCCCAGACACCCACAGGGAAUGACUUCGUGUAUCACAGGGCGGAUCUGCGUCGCUCUACCCAGGAGUGUAGACACUUUAACAGAAGAGCCAUUACAGAACAAUCAUCCGUCAAGUUCAGUCCUGAGGCAUUCGUUGAUCCACAAAAAUACCUCUCCGAAGAAGAAGAUGUACACAUUGUACAGGCAUACACUAACUACAUGAAUGACGUCACAGGAACCGUCCAAUCAGAUAAGUUCAAACCUGGAGUGCGUGACGCUGUAGUCGUCACUGCCGCUGCCGAUGAAGUUUGGAAACAAUCUUUACAAUCCGAAACAAAACAAUACACAGCUUUCUACUACAUUGGUACAUCGAAUGGUGUGUUUCGUGAGUAUCCAGGUGUACAGCUAAACCACAGUUACGACCACACUGUAAGAUCCUGGUAUGAACGCGCUAAAAGCAAUAAAGGAAUGCGGACACUGUCACCACCAUACGAUGCGGCAAGUGGAUCUGGUUACGUCAUCACUUUAAGCCACACGCUUGUUGAUAGCUUGUUAUCCAAUGAAGUCGUAGCUGUAAUGGGCAUGGAUUUUACGUUGGCAUAUUUUUAUCGGGUGUUGACUGAAUUAUACCCAUUGUGUAUGGAAACUCAAUAUAGCUGUUUUGUGAUGGAUAGUAGCGGAUAUCUGGUAGUUCAUCAAGACUUUUUUGGUUCAAGUGGCAUCGAUAUUCAUGAACUACAUAUAACUCAAUUGGAACCGGACGUUGCACAACAUUUGAUAACUGAAGGAGUUCUAACUAAGGAGAAAUGUGUCAAGUUUCAGAAAAUAAAACUACAGAAUUACUACGUGGUCCCAAAAUCGUCUAACAAUGUCGUUGAUAAUCUGGAGGAUGCAAACCCAUGUAUGCGUUAUCAACUUUCCUAUAUACCAAUGACCAAUGCUUAUCUUGGUAUCAUUGACAAAUCAGGUCGUUGUCUUCAAUCGCUGUGCCCCUGUCUAGAGAGCAACUGUCAACACGCAGGUGAAGAUAAAUGUGAGUGUCCAUGUGAUUCUGACGCGGCAUAUGAUCACUGUGACAACGAAUUCCAGUAUACCAGUGACACCGCCCCGUCCUGUACACCUCCUGUCCUCGAUAUAGACCCAAUUGUUGAAGAGGAUUCCAAUCUUUACGAUUUGUCGCAGUGUUUUGCAUUUGACUGUAAUGUUAUGAAAAAUGCCAUUGAUUGCGAAUCGGUCGUAAACUGUGAAUGGUGUGACGAGGGUGAGAACAUAGAUGAUCCAUACUGCAGUGACAAGGUCUACUAUUGUAAACCGGCGCCAUUAUCGUCGCCAUCAGCUGGGGCAGUAGUCGGAGCAGUAAUAGGAGUUUUGCUUGUUAUCGCCAUCGUGGUUGUUGUGAUCGUCGUCAUUAUGGUAUUACGUAGAAGACAUAAAGACGACUACAGUGAAAACCAUAUGUCGAUGUCGUACACUGCUAGUGCACAGCCAUCAGCACCCCCACCACCGUCGGCACCGAGGGCUCCAGAAUCGCCGCAUUCCGGGUCAUUGGGGUCAGAUAUAAACAUGUUACCUGACUCUCCCGCUUAUAUUAAUCCGGAAAGUAAUUGGAGUCCGAACAACUAUGAAUCAAUGAGAGGACAUGCAGCGGAUUAUCCAGGUCCCGUAGUAACACGGGAAUCGUCAUACGAGGAACCAUACGACCCCAGAGAGGAACCACUAACUGACGACUACCAGGAAAUACGGCUGUAAAAUGACGAUUUUCCAGAGAAUGAA